GCGGCCAGCCGCGCUCCUGGUCAUGCCCAUCCAUAAUGGCCGCACUCGCGCCCCUGUAGCACCUCAUCUCUGUUCAUGCCAACUUCAUCGCCAAUGUAAGUGCCUCUGCACGUCCUGGGCCCCCGAGUAGACAGAUCCGACGACGACCGCACACCACCUGCAGCCCACGCGUGUCCACGCCCUCAGCCCUCCGAGCUCGCCGGCGGAGGGGACAUCAGUCGCGAGCAUAACCAGGCCACGGAUCGAGCAACUGCGCGAAAGCCGAGGAGAAACUUGCGAUUCAAGAUGAUUAUAUUCGCAAAGCAAUGGCGGACACCGAAGAUCUUCGUCUGGCUUCUCAUAAUCGAGUUUCCGUUGACGGUGGCCUGUCUGGCACUCAUGGGCAUUGCACAACCGAACAAAUACCGCACGAAACUGUGGCAGAAUGGCUUCGACAAAGGCUUUAAUAGUGCGCCCAACUCAAUACUGUACGAUUACGCGAACUGGCGACCGGCACAUACGCCAACAGUGUGGAGUUCUUAUAUGACCGAGUUUAAUGUGGUCAUCAGUCUCGUGAGCAUGUUCGUCCUACUCGUAAAGAGUGCCACGUUCAUCAUGCACAUUUGGAUCCCCGCCUUGAGCGUAUUCGCACAUGCGCUCUUGGUGGCGCUCUACGCGGUGAGCAUCUACAAUCAAUCAGCGGCGGAUAUGAGCGAUCCGGACCACCCUUCGCCUGGAAUGCCAUGGUAUUUGAGCAAAGGCUGUAGCCAUGCGACUCCCGGAAAUCGCAGCUACUGCAUGCAAGCGCGUGCGAGUUUCGCAGUGGUAAUCAUAAUGCUAACCCUCUUUGUGGUCUACCUCGGCCUCAGUAUAUGGAGCUGCAUACCCACACCUGAGGAGCGAGCGGAGCGAGAAGCUGAUCAUCGAUCGGACUUGGAGAUGAAGAAGCUAUCGAUGUAUGGCCUGGACGAUGAUCUUACGAAGGAGGAGAGGAGGGAACACAAUCGACAAUUAUUCUUGAAUCUGCCCAAAACACCGACCGGCUUUGGCACGUAUAACAAUCCCAUGACGCCUCGAACUACUGCUUUUACGCAGCUAAACGGAGCGCCUAUGAGCCCGGGUGCGUUACCGCUGCGAGACUUUCAUGCUGCGCAAAACGUUGAUGGCAGGUGAUCGAAAGUGGAGGCUUAGUUCUGUGCAAAGUAUGACUGUAUAUAUGAUGAUCAUGAAAUGCUUCACGCUGCGAAC
Cercospora beticola is the source of this 1227-nucleotide messenger RNA. RefSeq lists its product as uncharacterized. The record is from RefSeq and is a predicted model, not a curated record. Lineage: Eukaryota; Fungi; Ascomycota; Dothideomycetes; Mycosphaerellales; Mycosphaerellaceae.